Molecule: messenger RNA, 1242 nt
Organism: Suillus fuscotomentosus
Lineage: Eukaryota; Fungi; Basidiomycota; Agaricomycetes; Boletales; Suillaceae
Exons: 2
Coding region: 162-869 (235 amino acids)
Source: RefSeq, a predicted model, not a curated record
GUGUCGCAGAUGAUGAGUUGAACAUACAGUCCACUCUCGUAUGUCCACAUCAACAAAAUUUCCUGGACGUGUUUUUCUUCCCUGGCACAUCAUGUAAUUUUUUGCCGCCUCAUGAAAACCCUCCAGACACCAUCAUAGUGUUCUGCUCGAGCUCUGACUCCAUGCUGCUUCUGUCCAUUGUAUCUGUUACUGGCAAGGAUAUGACCAUCAUCGGCCAAAACCAGGUUUCGAUCUCCCAUGGAGUACCGGGACGGAAAACAGACCACCACGUAAUUGCCCUUUCUUGUGGUCCCUGUGGGGUGUUGAGCUACAUAAAUGAAUCCCAUACUUGGGCUGCUUAUCAGCUCGAGGUAAACAACCUAACAACAUCUAUGACACAGAUUGGCGAAACAUUAGCUCUGGCCCAAUUAUCGCAUUCGAAUGCCCAUUCUUUUGGACGCGGCAUGUGUCUCCUUUCACUGGGUUCCUCGUUGGUUCUCCUCGCUACUAUGACCGCUAUGCCAUCGUCAGAGACAUCAAUCCUUCUCUGGGACAUGCGCUACGAUGUAGUUAUUGCAUCGCAUGCUAUCCCAAUUCCAUCCACUAUUGCGCCGAGCAUCAAACAGGGCAUUAAUAUGAGCUUAUUGCUCGCAGAUGCAGGGCAAGUCUUAUUGACGCUGUGCCCUGCAAAUAUUUCACGGACCGCGUCCGAACUUUCGCAGCCACCAUCUUACGCAGCACUCCCCAUUUAUACCUGUCGGCUCUGCCGUUCGCUCCUACGCAGUCGAGAAUGUUCCGCAAGUUCGCCUCAAAGUUUCCUUGCACCCCACGCAUCGUCGCUGGCCAUGUCGAAAAUUGGCCUUCGAUGGAGAAGAAUCCGGAUAAUGUAAUAACAAACUCCACUGGUCUGUCAAACGACGAAUGAAUGCUUACUAAAGAGUACUGCACCUCAAUUAUAGGCAUGUCUCUAGCUGUGCAAACUGAUCUGAGUCGUACUACCAACGCCACGUUUGGAUUCUGUACUUACCAUUUUUGGCAUGUGAUACAAAGUCCAAUGAUGGAGGCAAAGUACACUGCACAGUGACUGCUUCACGACCAACAAUUAUGUUACGCAACCUGGAUUGAAUUCAUCUUUCUUCAUACGAAAAUAUUUACUUUGGGUAACGUGCACUGCAGGAACGGAUAUAAUCUCUCGACCUCAUUUUGGUACUUAAAGCACAUGGCAUAUCUCAUUGUUAUACGUCCACCAAAUUUGCCUCUCAC